Molecule: messenger RNA, 2697 nt
Organism: Penicillium malachiteum
Lineage: Eukaryota; Fungi; Ascomycota; Eurotiomycetes; Eurotiales; Aspergillaceae
Gene: argEF
Product: bifunctional acetylglutamate kinase/N-acetyl-gamma-glutamyl-phosphate reductase
Exons: 2
Coding region: 1-2697 (898 amino acids)
Biological process (GO): L-arginine biosynthetic process
Cellular component (GO): mitochondrion; cytoplasm; mitochondrial matrix
Molecular function (GO): L-glutamate N-acetyltransferase activity, acting on acetyl-CoA as donor; acetylglutamate kinase activity; NAD binding
Source: RefSeq, a predicted model, not a curated record
AUGUUGGUGAACAAGAUGCUGUCCCUUCGCUCCGCUGUGCGGAGAGCUUCUACUAAGCCCCUCCGAUCCCUCUCCGCACCGCUCACUGCAUCUCCUCUUCGUGGUGUUGCUGCCCGUGCCGUUUCCACCCCUCUGCGCCAGGACCGUGGUUACUCGCGUGCAACUGAUCCUCAUCUCAGCUCCACCCGCAACACUGUGGUGCAGUUGUUGAGCAACAUCGGCUCCAAGCGUGAGGUUCAGCAGUACCUCUCCCACUUCACCUCGGUCUCUUCUCAGCAGUUCGCGGUCAUCAAGGUCGGUGGCGCCAUUAUUACCGAGCACCUCCAGACCCUGUCCUCCGCGCUCGCUUUCCUCAACCAUGUCGGCCUUUACCCGAUCGUCGUUCACGGUGCCGGUCCCCAACUCAACCGUAUGCUCGAGGCUGCUGGUGUCGAGCCCCAUUUUGAGGACGGAAUCCGGGUCACAGAUGGUAAGACCCUCGCGUUGGCCCGUAAGCUGUUCCUUGAGGAGAACAUGAAGUUGGUGGAGGAGCUUGAGCGUAUGGGUGUGCGUGCUCGUCCUUUGACUGCCGGCGUUUUCUCCGCCGACUACUUGGACAAGGAGAAGUACAACCUGGUCGGUAAGAUCAAUGGCGUUGACAAGAAGCCCAUUGAGGCUGCUAUUGCCGCUGGUUGUCUGCCUAUCCUGACCUCCAUGGCUGAGACCCCCGAUGGUCAGGUCCUGAAUGUCAACGCGGAUGUUGCUGCCGGUGAGCUUGCCCAUGCUCUGCAGCCACUGAAGAUUGUCUACCUGGCUGAGAAGGGUGGUCUGUUCAACGGUGACACUGGCGAGAAGAUCUCCGUCAUUAACCUGGAUGAGGAGUAUGAGCACCUGAUGAGUCAGUGGUGGGUGCGCCACGGUACUCGCUUGAAGAUCAAGGAGAUGAAGGAGCUUCUGAGCGAUCUUCCCCGCUCUUCCAGUGUGGCUAUCAUUCACCCUGCUGAUCUGCAGAAGGAGCUGUUCACCGACUCUGGUGCUGGUACCCUGAUCCGCCGCGGUAACAAGAUUCACGUCAAGACCUCUCUUUCCGAGUUCGAGGACCUCCAGGCUCUGAAGGACGUUCUGGUUCGUGACCGUGAGGGCCUGGAUGCUCGCGCUGUUGUUGACCGUUACGUCGAGGGUCUGAAGGAGCACGACUUCAAGGUUUACUACGAUGACCCCAUGGAGGCUCUGGCUGUUGUCCUGCCCCCUCAGCAGGGCUCCUUGAUCGCCCAGAUGGCUACUUUCACCAUCACCAAGUCUGGAUGGUUGACUAACGUUGCCGACAAUGUCUUCGCUAGCGUCAAGAAGGACUUCUCCAAGCUGGCUUGGACUGUCAAGGAGGACGAUGAGAACCUGACCUGGUUCUUUGACAAGGCUGACGGCAGCCUGAGCCGUGACGGUGAAGUUCUCUUCUGGUACGGUGUCGAGGAGGGUGAGGAGGUCAAGCAGCUGGUUCAGGAAUUCACCAAGAACGGCCGCCAGAUGUUCGGUGACAUCAACCUGGAGUCCCGCCUCCACCGCGCCCACCAGGCUGCUUCCUUGCCCAAGGGCUUCGGUGCCAGCGGUGCCUCCGCUGAGCAGAAGCGUGCUUUCUCUACCACCUCUAACGUUCUGCGUGCUGCCCGCGCUGUGCGCCCUGCCGUUGCUGUCAAGGGUAUCCGCACUUACGCCACCACCAACCCCAACCCUCCCCUCGGUGAGAAGAACGCCUCCAACUCCACCCCUGCCAAGGUCGCUCUUAUCGGUGCCCGUGGUUACACUGGCCAGGCCUUGAUCAACCUGCUCAAUGCCCACCCCAACAUGGAUCUCCGCCACGUCUCAUCGCGUGAGCUUGCCGGUCAGAAGCUCAAGGGCUACGACAAGCGCGAGAUCAUCUACGAGAACCUCAGCCCCGAUGAUGUCCGCAAGAUGUCCGCUAACGGUGAUGUUGACUGCUGGGUUAUGGCUCUGCCUAACGGUGUUUGCAAGCCUUUCGUUGACGCUGUUGACGAGGGCGCUGCCCAGGGCAAUGUCAUUGUUGACCUGAGCGCUGACUACCGUUUCGAUUCUAAGUGGACUUACGGUCUGCCCGAGCUGGUCGACCGCUCCAAGAUUGCUCGUGCUACCCGUAUCGCCAACCCUGGAUGCUACGCCACUGCUGCUCAGCUCGGCAUUGCUCCCCUUGUUCCCUUCCUUGGUGGCCAGCCUACCACUUUCGGUGUUUCUGGCUACUCCGGUGCCGGUACCAAGCCCAGCCCCAAGAACGACGUCAACUUUCUCACCAACAACCUCAUCCCUUACAGUUUGACUGACCACAUCCACGAGCGCGAGAUCAGCGCUCAACUCGGUGCCAACGUUGCGUUCAUUCCCCACGUUGCUGUCUGGUUCCAGGGUAUCUCCCACACCAUUAGCAUUCCCCUCAACAAGGAGAUGACAUCUCGUGACAUCCGCAACAUCUACCAGGAUCGUUACGCUGGCGAGAACCUCGUCAAGGUCGUCGGUGAGGCUCCUUUGGUUAAGGACAUUGCUGGUCGUCACGGUGUUGACAUUGGUGGCUUUGCUGUUCACUCCAGCGGCAAGCGUGUUGUUGUCUGUGCUACUAUUGACAACCUGCUUAAGGGUGCCGCUACUCAGUGUCUCCAGAACAUGAACUUGGCUCUGGGUUACUCUGAGUACCAGGGUAUUCCCCUUGAGUAA